Botrytis deweyae is the source of this 363-nucleotide messenger RNA. RefSeq lists its product as uncharacterized. Bases 1 to 363 code for a protein of 120 amino acids. The record is from RefSeq and is a predicted model, not a curated record. The transcript is spliced from 4 exons. NCBI's taxonomy places the organism in Eukaryota, Fungi, Ascomycota, Leotiomycetes, Helotiales, Sclerotiniaceae.
AUGCCCGGCGUUCCACCAAAAGCAUUCGAGACCAUCAAGGCCAAGUUCAAGGCUCUCCUCAAAGGAAAGAAAUCCAAGAAGGCUGAAGCUGAACCAACUGCCGAUGCAAAAAAGACCGAUGCAGCUCCAGCUACCGAAACCGCCGUUACUGACCCAGCUGCUGAGGGAACUGCACCAGAAGUAAAGGCGACGGAACCAGCAACUGCUGAAACUUCAGCCCCAACUACCGCAGAAGCAGCUCCAGUUGUAGCCGAACCAGCCAAGACGACCGAAACUGCAGCACCCGAAGCUCCCAAGGUCGAAGAACCCCUUAAGCCUGAGCCUAGCGCACCAAUCGUCGCUGCUACAGCUCCUCAACUUUAA